AUGUUCGGAUUGAGCAAAUUGACCGUUUGGGUUUUUACAGGUUUGGUAGCCACGGCGACCAUCUUCUUCAACUCUUACAUCUUUCUCGUGAGUCUGUGGCGCCAAAAAGACAAAAAGCAGAGGAGCCCCAGUGAUAUCAUCAUCAUAGCUCUGUCGGUGUCCAACACGAUUUAUCAGCUGGUGUCCUACAUCUGGAUGACCAUGGAUAUUAUAGAUGUUCGGUGCCGCAUUGACCAGAUGUUCUACACCAUUCUGUUGCUGGUCAUCAUGGGUUUGAAGUUCACCAUCUUAUGGGACACCAGCUUCCUUGCUUUCUACUACAGCACCAAACUGGUCACCGCGCCAAAUCGCUGCUACACGCAGAUCCACACCGCCAUCCUCAAACACGUGACUCUGGCAGUUUUUGUCAUCGCUCUGACAGGCCUGGCCACCUGCAUCCCGGUGCUCAUCGUGUUCCACCCCAACAACCAAACCGCCGUGAAUAAGGAUUGUGGGAUUUUACUGCCCGAUUCCACAGCUGGACAAAUUUACAACAUCGUCUUUUUGAUCCUCUCGGAUGUCCUGCCGGGGCUGAUCAUGCUGAAGUGCUGCGUCUCCAUCUCCUUCCAUCUGGGCAUGCAUCUCCACCACAUGAAAGCCAGCACCAACGGCGCGCACCCCCCAAAGCUUGGCAGUCAGAUGCGGGUGAUCCAGAUGGCUCUGACUCUGGUCAUCAACUUCCUCAUCUUUCUCAUCGCCGAUCUGUACGUGAACUACCAGAUCGUUGUGAACCACGACAGCUCAGUCGGGGUCACAAUUCUGGUCAUGUCAGCUUUUGCCGCCGUUACAGCCACAGUGCUCAUCUACGGGAAGAAGACACUUUGGAAAGCUCUGAUCCAUGAGAUUAACAGCUGUCUGGAUGAGUAUCCAUGUUUGUCCUUCCUAAAAUUGCCCGAAAAAAAGGCAGCGCCCCAAACUCCUGAAAAAAACAGGUGAAAAGUUCUUUGAUUUUCUGCUGAGGGUCUUUCUUCUGCAAUCAGCCGGUUGAAAGCUAUUCAAAAAUGUGAAUAAGUUUUCCCUUAAUCUUUCCUGUAAAAAAAAUAAUAAAUCGUGAUGUUCUCUUGAAGAAUCACUUUAGUUGCUGGAGCUGUGAGGCAUUCAGGCUGAGAGCUUGCUGGGGCAGAAAAGGUAGAUGCUCAGAGCAGCGAGGUGACUGGCGUGUAAUGCAAAUCACAGCCGUAUCAAACUGCACCUGAUGAAUAUUAAUAUUUCAGCAGAACAAAUAAUAGACAGGCCCACAAAAUGUAUCUCCAAGCAUGGCUGCCUGGACAUGAUGUAAGUCAGUGCCCAUCUAAAAUGCUAAAAAAUACAUGCGACUGCAGCGAGAGCGCGGGGUUUAUUAAUAAAACAAGACGCCACACGCAACCUGACUUCUUCUUUUCUCUCAUGACUGAGCGGAUGAGGCUUUUCUUCAGCCAGGUCUGACACGGCUGAACUGAGGGACCACAUUGACUCGCCUGGAGUUGGGACAGCGCCAAACACUUGUACUUUUUGAGCAACCUCAGUAGAGGACGGCGUUCCUGCACUGCACACCUCAAAGGGUCGUUGAGCGGCCGUCCAACGGUGCAUGUCAUCGUGAAACUGGGCAUCCCUAUAGAAAGCUCUUUUCUGA
Molecule: messenger RNA, 1651 nt
Organism: Oryzias melastigma (Indian medaka)
Lineage: Eukaryota; Metazoa; Chordata; Actinopteri; Beloniformes; Adrianichthyidae
Exons: 1
Coding region: 1-975 (324 amino acids)
Biological process (GO): G protein-coupled receptor signaling pathway; sensory perception of taste
Cellular component (GO): membrane
Molecular function (GO): G protein-coupled receptor activity
Source: RefSeq, a predicted model, not a curated record